Molecule: messenger RNA, 1308 nt
Organism: Trichobilharzia regenti
Lineage: Eukaryota; Metazoa; Platyhelminthes; Trematoda; Strigeidida; Schistosomatidae
Source: the annotation of a GenBank genome assembly
AUGGAUAAACUUGAACUAGACUAUUUCACCUGUCAAUUAAAUUUAGACAUGGAUUCUUCAUCCGGUAACUAUCAGUGCAAAACCCUUCUACCAAGUUACUUGAAUUCAGAUGGUUUUCAAGCAUCAUCAUUGUAUAUGAGACGAUGGAGAAGACGUCAGAACAGAAAGUUGGAGAUGAAUCAGCUCGAAGGUGGACAACAAUUUCAGCAACAACAGCAUCCAUCGGAUGUCUCGGAUAACUGCGAAAGACAUAUGCUCACAAACAUUCCAGUUACAGUUACAACUGACUCAGCCAAUUAUGUUGAUGUCUGUACGCCAACAAAUUCCUCUUCUACAGUUAUCAACAAUGCUAUAUCCCCAGGGAAUUAUAAGAAAAUACUAAUUGAUCGUUAUUUAUUGAGCCAAUCAAAAUCACUUUCUGCAACCAAUGGAAACACGUCUCCAUUUGAUGAGAAGAUGGUUUCUCCCCAGCCAGAAAAGAAGCAAUGUAAAAUUGAUCAUGGAAAUGCAACGAGGAAUUCGUUCAGAGCAGAUCUAAACUGUAUAGACAACAUAUCUGUUGAAUGUAAAAAGUCUAAUCAAGGUGUGUUAGAUACUACUGAAAUUGCAAACAUUCAGUCUAUAUUUGAAUCUGCACUCCAUGCUACAACAAAAUACCAGUUAACAAAGAAUGAGAAUACAAAUAAUCAAAAUUUUAUCUUGUCAGAUAAUAACCCUACCAAUUGUAAAAAACGAUGCAAUGAAUCCAAUACGCUACUUCCUAAAGUCCAUUCAAUACCAUCUGAAGACAAUAUUCAAAGGCAGCUAUCAAAUCAAAAUAGUCUCCUAGACAAUCUUAUUAUGCAAGUGAUUAACAGAAAUAUUAAUUCUAGAAUUUCAUCAAUUGGUAAACCGCAUCACUUUAAUGUUCUAGAUUUAAUACACACAUUAUUGAUUAGACGUGGUUCCUCGAUGAAUUCUGACCAUCAACAACGAGCUACUGCUGCUGCUGCUGCUAACGACACAAGAGUUCCAUUGAAUCAAGAACAUGUUUCAUUGCUUGCCAAUAAUACCGAGAAUCCAUCUACGCCUAAAAUUGGUUUACUAUCCGUCUUAGAACGGAAUAAUUCAUCUAACAAUUUAUUGUUUCAAAAAAGAAUUAUGAAAGAGUCGUUGAAUGAUGAUAAAGAACAGAGACCAGAAGAACAGCAAGAACAAGAGGAAAAGUCAGCGUUUUUGCCUACAUCAAAAUCUGCUACACUUGGUCAAAAGACUUAUUCAAUGAUCAAAUUAUUUAGAUUUAAUUCAGAAUUUAACAAGGAAUCAUGA